GGCAUUCUGGGAACCGGAAGAGAAGCGGGGUUGCUCCCGGACAUCCGGUUCCAGCGCCGCGCGGUGCUAGAAGCGCGGGGCCGGCAGCUCUUGAGACACGAUCCGGUCAGGAGGCGCUGCCGCGAUGGUGGGCAAAGCUCGGAAGCGCGGGGCCGGCCUCCGCCGGGCCGCUCGGGCCCAGGUAGCGGAGGAGGAGGAGGAAGAGCCGGGACCGCCGCCCUCCCCGGGGGACCCCAGUUACUACCAGGACCAGGUAGAUGCCUUCCAUGAGGCGCGGUCGCAGGCGGCUCUGGCUCCCUCGUGGAGCGACGGGGAGAGUGGGGCCGAGGACCCCGAGGAGGAGGAGGAGGUGCUAGGCCUGGACGUGCCGGACGAGGAGGACGAGGAGGGGGACGGCGGCAGCGUCGGCGGCUCCUCGGUGUGCAGCGAGGCCGAGGACCCGGACGCCGACCCCAGCCUGUCGUGGGGCCAGAGGAAGCAGCUCUACUACGACACGGACUACGGCGCCUCCAAGGGCCGGGGGCGGCAGAGCCAGCAGCAGGAGGAGGAGGAGGAGCGCGAGGAGGAGCGGGAGGCGCGGCUCAUCCAGCGCCGCCUGGCCCAGGCCCUGGCCGAGGACGACGUGGGCCUGAGCUGGGUGCAGGCCUUCGGCCCGGAGGCCGGGCCGCCGCCCGCAGAGGCCCCGACCCGCGUGGCCCAGGACCUGGGCCGGCUGCCGGCCCAGGAGCAGCUGCGGCUGCUGCGCAGGGAGGCCCCGGAGCUGCUGGAGCUGCUGGGCGACCUGAAGGCCAAGCUGCGGGAGGCGCGGGACGAGCCGGGCCCGGGGCAGCCCGCCGGCCGCCGCCUGCGGGCCAAGCACCGCCUGUGCCUGCUCUACUGCGCCCACGUCAGCUUCUACCUGGUGCUCAAGGCCCGGCGCGCGCCCGUGCGCGGCCACCCGGUCAUCGAGCGCCUGCUGGCCUACCGCCGCCUCCUGGGCGCGCUGGAGCGGCCCGGGCCCGGGCGGAGGCGGCCCCCGGAGCCCCGCUCCGGCCGGGAGGCGCGGGAGAGGCUCGAGGCAAAGAGGAAGGCUCCCCACGAGGACGAGGACGAGGACGAGGACGCCGAGCCCGGCGCCAAGCGGGCCAUCAGCUACCAGAUGGCCAAGAACAAGGGGCUGACGCCCAGGAGGAAGAAGAUAGACAGGAACCCCCGGGUGAAGCACCGGGAGAAGUUCCGCAGGGCCAAGAUCCGCAGGCGCGGCCAGGUGCCCGCGCCCCUCACCGAGGAGCGCAAGUACUGUGGGGAGCCGUCGGGCAUCCGCGCCGGCGUGAAGAAGAGCAUCCGGCUGAAGUAGCCCCCGGCUUCCCGGCCGACAAUAAACCCCUCCCCCCGCUA
This is a messenger RNA of Dromiciops gliroides (monito del monte), 1377 nucleotides long. It is a transcript of the gene UTP3, whose product is annotated as UTP3 small subunit processome component. NCBI's taxonomy places the organism in Eukaryota, Metazoa, Chordata, Mammalia, Microbiotheria, Microbiotheriidae. Bases 125 to 1336 code for a protein of 403 amino acids. The transcript has a single exon. The record is from RefSeq and is a predicted model, not a curated record. Gene Ontology annotation, cellular component: small-subunit processome; nucleolus. Gene Ontology annotation, biological process: maturation of SSU-rRNA from tricistronic rRNA transcript (SSU-rRNA, 5.8S rRNA, LSU-rRNA).